UCUGCCGGCGGGAAGCAGCCGGGAGAACCCGGAUGGAAGCCUGGCCUGGCUGAGGUGGAGCUGGUUCCGCGUCUUGCUGUUUCCCCGCGCUCCGCAGGUUCCUGCUGGGGGCUCCGACCUGAGGAACCCCCGCCUGGACUGGUUCCGAUGGCCAUAGGCUGAGCGUCCGGGUUGAGCGGAGGGCAGGACUGGAACCUGAAGCGGGCGCCUAAAGGAAGCCCGAGCAUCCCUGGGGCCUGCGCCUCAGGCUCCUCGGAGACGGGCGGGCGGAGACCGAGCGGCGUCCUUUUUCCCUCGCGGCUGGCGCCCUUCGCUCGCCCGGCCGGCUUUAAAAAUCUCCGUCCUUCACAAUAACACCACCAGGCUCUGUCAGUUAAGGGCUACGUGUUCUUUGCAUGCAUUCUCAUAAUUAAACCUCCCAGCAACCCUGGAAGGAUAUUGUAAUUCCUAAAUACCACAAAGGAGCAAGUGAAAAUUGUGAGGUUCUAAAACACAAGAAAGCCUCUUGGGCGCAAAAUUCUGUUUCAUCUCUGGAGUACUACCUGAGAAUUUUUGUGUGCCAUGUCGAAGAAACGCAAAUGGGAUGAUGACUAUGUUCGUUACUGGUUCACCUGUACAACAGAGGUUGAUGGAACUCAGCGCCCACAGUGUGUGUUAUGUAACUCAGUAUUUUCAAAUGCUGACCUCAGGCCAUCAAAACUGUCAGACCAUUUUAACAGACAGCAUGGUGGUGUAGCUGGGCAUGAUCUCAAUAGCCUGAAGCAUAUGCCUACACCAUCUGAUCAGAGUAAAACCUUGAAAGCAUUUGGAGUUGCAUCUCAUGAGGAUGCCUUAUUACAAGCGUCAUAUCAGUUUGCAUAUUUAUGUGCCAAGGAGAAGAAUCCUCAUACAAUAGCUGAAAAAUUAGUGAAACCUUGUGCAUUGGAAAUAGCACAAAUAGUUUUGGGACCAGAUGCACAAAAGAAGCUUCAGCAGGUACCCUUAUCAGAUGAUGUGAUCCAUUCUAGAAUUGAUGAAAUGAGCCAGGAUAUCUUACAGCAAGUUCUAGAAGAUAUCAAAGCCAGUUCUCUUAAAGUGGGUAUUCAGCUUGCUGAGACAACUGACAUGGAUGACUGCAGUCAGCUGAUGGCAUUUGUGCGAUAUAUAAAAGAAAGAGAGAUCAUAGAAGAAUUCCUGUUCUGUGAACCAUUGCAGUUAACCAUGAAAGGAAUAGAUGUGUUCAAUCUCUUCAGAGAUUUCUUUUUGAAACAUAAGAUAGCACUUGAUGUAUGUGGCUCUGUUUGUACUGAUGGUGCCUCUUCUCUGUUAGGAGAAAAUUCAGAAUUUGUUGCCUGUGUGAAGAAAGAGGUACCUCAUAUCAUGAUCACACAUUGUUUGUUGAAUCCUCAUGCACUUGUCAUAAAGACAUUGCCUACAAAAUUGAGGGAUGCUCUGUUUACCGUGGUGAGGGUAAUAAAUUUCAUCAAAGGGCGAGCUCCAAAUCAUCGACUAUUUCAGGCCUUCUUUGAAGAAAUUGGUAUAGAAUAUAGUGUCCUCCUUUUCCAUACUGAAAUGAGGUGGCUUUCCCGAGGCCAAAUACUUGCUCAUAUUUUUGAAAUGUAUGAAGAAAUAAAUCAGUUUCUUCACCACCAAAGCAGUAAUUUAGUUGAUGUCUUUGAAAAUAAAGAGUUUAAAAUUCACCUAGCAUACCUUGCAGAUUUAUUCAAACACCUAAACGAACUUAGCGCCUCUAUGCAAAGGACUGGGAUGAACACAGUAUCAGCUAGGGAGAAGUUAUCUGCUUUUGUUAGGAAGUUUCCAUUUUGGCAAAAACGAAUUGAGAAAAGAAAUUUCACCAACUUUCCUUUUCUUGAAGAAAUAAUUGUUUCAGAUAAUGAAGGCGUAUUUAUUGCAGCUGAAAUAACACUGCAUCUGCAACAGUUGAGCAACUUCUUACAUGGAUAUUUCUCUAUUGGAGAUCUUGAUGAGGCAAGUAAAUGGAUACUAGAUCCAUUUCUUUUUAAUCUUGAUUUUGUCAAUGAUGGUUAUUUAAUGAAAAAUGAUCUUGCUGAAUUACGAGCUAGUGGCCAAAUCCUAAUGGAAUUUGAGACAAUGAAGCUUGAGGAUUUUUGGUGUGCUCAAUUCACAGUGUUUCCAAACCUGGCAAAGACAGCUCUAGAAAUACUUACACCAUUUGCAACUACAUACCUUUGUGAGUUGGGAUUUUCAUCACUUUUACAUUUUAAAACAAAGUCCAGAAGCUGCUUUAAUCUGAGUGAUGACAUUCGUGUGGCUAUUUCAAAAAAAGUUCCUCGUUUCUCAGACAUCAUUGAACAAAAGCUACAUCUACAGCAGAAGUCACUCCAAAAGGCAGAAAUGAAUCCUUUAUUUCUCAUAUUCCCUCACAAAAUUAUGCUGGCAAAAUGUGGCAAAGCUUGUUUCUAGACUCAUUUCAUAUACUACUUUCUCAAAGUUUGAUUCUACAAAGCAGAAGCCUCUAGACCGUCUUAGCAGAGCAUUUUCUUAAAAUCAAAUGUUUGUUCAUUUCUGAUCCACACACUGAGUUGAGAAACCUCAUCAAGAGCUUUUUGCAUCAGAUUCCAAAAUGAAGUCUCUCCAGCUGAGGCCCUUCAAGUUACAUCUGGAAGCCAGUUGGAACUUUUCUGGGUCAUUUCCCGUUGAAUGUAAGUGGUGUCUAUUUUGGUCUGAUUUCAUUUGUACUGGGACUCUAGUUGUCUCAAGGCUUUAACUUUCCUGAAGCCUUAGGUAAGAAAAGCCUCUCAGAACUCUCUGGUUCUUCUCUUCCUUCGCAUGAAAAGUACUCUGCUUUUUGAAGCUGUCUGCCACCCCAUAGGUCCCAAGAUUUGAGUAAUCCCAACUCUGCCCCUCAUUCAGUGUGUAACCUUAAGAAGAUGGCCUGCCACUGUGCCUCAGUUCCUUCAGCUGAUAACGGGGGAAAUACUCGUCCGAAAUUUGGAAGAUGGAGCUAAGUACUAUUUUAAAUGUUUUUUUUAAAAGAAAGUAUAUAAUGUAAGGUGGUUACUGUUAUUAACUGUCCAAACUUUCUGCCAUAUCCUCAGAUCCAGCCAGUAAGAGCAAAGGAAGAAUUUUCAAAAACUAUAAUGCAGCAUACGCUUUUAUUUUUUAUUUUAUUGAAGAAGGAGUGUUGAAUAAGUAACAUAUUCCCAUGGUUUUAAAAAUCAAAUAGUUCCCAAAAACAUACAGUGAAAAAUAAGUCUUUCUCACACCACUGUUUUCUAGUUCCCCUCUCCAGAGACAACUUCAUGUGUUACAAUUUCUUACUUCCUUCCAGAAAUAGAUUAUGCUUUUAUACUCAUUCAUGUUUGUGUGUUUUCCUCCCCUUUUCUAUCUUUUUUUAAAUUGAAUAGUAGCAAAAUAUACACAUGGUUCUGCCACUUAUUUUUCUCACUAAACAAUAUAUCUUGGAGAUAAUUCCAUACAGUACAUAGAGUUCUGCCUCUACGUAUGUAUGUGCAUUGAUUUAUUAAAUCAGUUCCCUAUUGCUGUUCAUUUAGAUGGUUUCCAGUCUUUUAUUAGUUUAAACAAGGUUGCAAUGAAUAUCCAUAUGUAAACUUUCAGAAUAAGUUCCUGGAAACAGAACUGCUAUAUAUUUUUUGAAUUUUUAUAAAUCUGCAAGCUUUAUUUGGAGUUUGAUCUUGUUUCAUUCUAAGUGACACAGUACACAGAGCAGCCAACAUUUCCUUUAACAUUGUAGUCUUUUAACCUAAGCUAUUUUGAUCUUUUCCCUCAAACGACAUUACAACAGUGAGUAUAGUUCCCCAGCUUUGCUGUCUUAGAAGUCUGUGGAAUGGCAACAAGUCCUCCCUAUAACAGCUGUCUCCCCAGUACUGCCACGUUAUUGAGACCCCGUCAGGAAUGAUCUCACUCUGGAGAACUUCACAGCUGCAAAGCCCCUUGUUGAAAGUGAGCAUCUGACAACUUGGGUCUUGGCCAUCAGCUGUUUGGAAUGAUUCAUCAGUAGUUUUUAAACAUUUGUUGUACCAAAAUUGGAGAAAGGGUUGAAAAAUGGCAAAAAAAAAAAAAAAAAAAA
Molecule: messenger RNA, 4051 nt
Organism: Microcebus murinus (gray mouse lemur)
Lineage: Eukaryota; Metazoa; Chordata; Mammalia; Primates; Cheirogaleidae
Source: RefSeq, a predicted model, not a curated record